AUGUUAUUACUUGAAAAUCAACUUCCAUUCUUUAUCCUCAUCUUAUUAUUUGAAAACACCACCAUUACUGACAUUAAACCAAUCUCACUCGGGAGACUUGUCAAUGAGUUCUUUCAGAACAUAAUUCCGAUCCAAGAUAUUGAUAACGUCCAAGGCAGCAAGCAUAUACUUCAUCUACUCCGCCAAUUUAUGUGUCGUUUAUCAAAUUUGGAAAACGUAGCAACGAACAUUCGAGACCCCAAGUCUGUGACAGAACUCCGAGAAGCUGGAGUCAAGUUCAAGAAGAAGGAGAACACUGAUGGCUUCUUAAAUAUAAGCUUCACAGAUGGUGUACUAGAAAUCCAGAAUUUACAUGUUCAGAGCUACACCGAAUGCCUAUUUCGAAACUUGAUAGCAUUUGAGCAGUGCUACCAUUUUUGUACUGGUCGGAUGUCUUAUGCUUUCCUUAUGGAUAACCUCAUCAACACUCUAGAGGAUGUCCAGUAUCUCAACAAGAAAGGAAUAGUUACGCAUGUGAUGGACAGACAUGAAGAGGUAACAGUUCUGUUCAACAAUCUUAGCAAAGGAGCUUUCCUUCCUCACUUUUACUACGCUGACUUCUACAGACAGGUUAAUGAGCAUUUCGAGAAUCGUUGGAAUGUCUGUAGAGCAAUUCUCCAACGAAAACAUUUUAAGAAUCCGUUCACGGUGGUUUCACUCAUUGCUGCAGCUCUACUUUUUCUCACUUUAGUUGAAUAG
This is a messenger RNA of Nelumbo nucifera (sacred lotus), 738 nucleotides long. Lineage: Eukaryota; Viridiplantae; Streptophyta; Magnoliopsida; Proteales; Nelumbonaceae. The record is from RefSeq and is a predicted model, not a curated record.